This is a messenger RNA of Thlaspi arvense, 1074 nucleotides long. Lineage: Eukaryota; Viridiplantae; Streptophyta; Magnoliopsida; Brassicales; Brassicaceae. The record is from the annotation of a GenBank genome assembly.
GGGAUAUUAGUUUUAUUUAUUUAUCAAGAUCUUGAAAUGAAAUCUUCCGACUAUAAAAUAGUAUGCAAUAACAUGUACUACAAACCAGAAGAUAUAAUAAUCUACUGAAGAACAAGGAGCUAGCUAAUAUCCAUGGCGAUAUCUCAUAUCCAGCCUUUGCUUCUUCUUCUUCUUCUUGUGUCACUCUUUGUCUUGCCUGCUUUGAGCGUCAGCUUCAGUAACUGCAAUAGUCCUAAUGAGUAUCCCGUUAACGUCACGACUGUAAAGAUCUCUCCGUACCCGGUUAAGCGUAGUACUAAUGGAAACAUUACGAUAACCGGUUAUACAAGCAAAUACAUCCCUGAUGGAGUAACUGUAAAUCUCGAACUGUACACGUUUGUUCUGAUCUCUAAGAAAACAUACUCACUCUGUGAUGUAACGGCAUGCCCUGUUGCAACUGGCCCCUUUGUGAUUACUUUACCUAACGUUUUCACUCCGAAGGAAUUAAAAUCAGCAGGGUAUGGUGUUACAGUAAUCAUCAAUGAGGAGAAUGUGAGAGACCCAAUGAUGUGCAUCGUGUUUGCUUGUAAGAUCAAAGGAGCUGGUAAUCACAACUUCAUUGAGGUGAAGACUGUAGAGAUGUCACCAGACCCGGUUAAACGUAGCAGCAAAGACAUUGCUGAUGGAGCAACUGUAAAUUUGGGCCUUUCGAUAUGGUUUCCAGUGUCUACUAAACGUUACUCACUCUGUGAUGUAACGGCAUGCCCUGUUGUACCUGGUCCCUUUGUGAUUACUUUAUCUAACAUACUCACUGAUAAGGAAAAGAAACGACCAAGGGGAUAUAAUGUUGUAAUAGCCAUUACCGAGAAGGAUCUGGAAGAUGAACCAGUGAUGUGCGUCAUGUUCGCUUUUGUUUUCAAAAGAGGUUAUGCGUCUCUGCUUAGUCAAGUUACUGGGUGAAACCUAUAUGUUGUUUAUAUGAGUCUCUCUCGUUAAUUACUCUUUGAAUGGUAACAACCCUAAAGUUUGUAUCCUUUUUUACCUUCUGUAUGUGUCGUCCAACAAAUAAAAAUAAAAAUAAAAGGGCUAAUAAAC